This is a messenger RNA of Grus americana (Whooping crane), 4656 nucleotides long. RefSeq names its product regulator of G protein signaling 9 binding protein (gene RGS9BP). Gene Ontology annotation, cellular component: photoreceptor outer segment; neuron projection. Gene Ontology annotation, biological process: G protein-coupled receptor signaling pathway; detection of light stimulus involved in visual perception. The record is from RefSeq and is a predicted model, not a curated record. Lineage: Eukaryota; Metazoa; Chordata; Aves; Gruiformes; Gruidae. The transcript has a single exon. The coding region runs from base 657 to 1370 and encodes 237 amino acids.
GCCCGGCACGGCGGAGACGCCACACGAAGCCAAUGGCCGGGGAGCGAGCGAGGAGCCGGGCAGCCGCCGCGGGGCCAGAGCCUGCGGAGGCGGGGCCUGCGAGGGCUUAUAGGGCCGGGCCGCGCCCGGGAGACCGCGGGCGCUCCGCGCGCGGCGCCAUGUGACUCUGCGCGCGCCCAGCUGGGACGAGUUAGAGGCGAGCGGCGGCCGGGGCCAGCCAGCUCCCGGGGCCAGCCAGCUCCCGGCUCUCCUUCUCCUGAGCUUUACACUUCGCGUAUUUUUUUUCUCCUCCCUCCUCGGCGUUCGGCACUUUUCAAAAAGCGGCGCCCGAUCGCUGGAAGCUCUGGCUGCCGUUCAGCGCGGUGCGGAAUGAGCCGCCCCGGUUCUCCUGCACGGUGGCAGUAGCAGGCGGGGAGCGAUGCUGCCUGCCCCCUGGGGACCCCCGCAGCCCGCCCGGGCUUCCAGAGGCGUCGGCGCCGCCUGAGCAGCCGGCGAGGACGCGAGGCGGGUAAGAGGGCGGACCCGAGGCUACCGCUUGCCAUGUGUGCUGGUAGCGUCCGGCUUUGGCAGCUCCCUGGUCCCGGCACCGGGUAAUCGGGGCGGAGCGGCAGCAGGGCAGAGCGGCGGGGACGCAGCCCCGCGCCGCCGCCGGGAUCAUGGUGAAGGAGGAAUGCAAAGCGCUGCUGGACGCGCUCAACAAAGUGACCGCCUGCUACCGGCACAUGGUGCUGACCAUCGGCGGCACCUCGGACUCCCAGAACCUGCGGGAGGAGCUCAAGAAAACCCGGCAAAAAGCCCAGGAGCUAGCGGUGGCCAACAGGAACAAGCUCACCACGGUCCUGAAGGACAAAACCGUGAGUAAAGAAGAUAAAGCCGAGUUCGAGAGGCUAUGGGUGAUUUUCUCCACGUGCCUAGAGAUCCUGGAGAUCGACAUGAGGAGAGCCCUGGAGCUGGGCCACGAGUUCCCACUAAACGUCCCCAAAAAGCACCUGAUCCAGACAGGCAUGAGUGGGGGAACCUCUGGCGUGGCUGCCAGGGCGAUGAGCGUCCAGAACAUGAAAUACGAGGCUGAGCACAAUAUAGACGUGGUGGAUUUGAAAGACCUCGAGAACGAAAUCAACCAGGUAGGAGAGAUGAUGUACGAGAUGGAAAUGAAGGUCAAUGUCCCCCAGUGGACAGUAGAGGCUAAGCAAGACCCAGGGGCUGAACUAAAAUCCACCAUCAGCGUGGGCGCUUCUUCUAUUGGCAUGAUCUCUGUGGAGGAAAAUAAAUCCUUCUGCGAUAUCAGCAAAAUUCUAGCUGGGAUUAUUUUCUCCGCUGUGCUCAUUAUUGCUAUUGUCCUGGCAGUGUGUGUGGUAAAACUCUCUUAGGGUGGUGCGGGCUCUGACAAGAGCGAUCCCCCUCUGGUCUGUCCUGGGAGUGUUUCAUGUCUCACCUUUAAUUUCAAAACAGGUCACUUGGAUGAGCUGAGAAUUUAAACCUAGCACUUGAAAAAAACAAAGCAAAACUUUUGCCUCUCAAUAUCCUAGAACGCACGAUUUGUUUCUUCUUGCUUUUUGAAGAAAAGGCAUGCAAAUCAGCCUGCAGAAUAGGAUGUCUGCAUCUGCUGGACUUGUAACGGUUAACUCUGAAGUAUCAGGGUAUUAUCACUACUGGCUAUAACAGGGAUUUGUCUGCUAUUAAUAGAGCACUAUUCUCAGAAGCCUGUAUUUUUUGUUCUUGAAUAGACUCUGGUGUUUGCUGCUGGUCACUGUUUACAGUAUUUGAGAGUAACACAAACCUGGAGGCUAACACAGGUGUUUUGUCCGACAAAGCAAAUAGGAUACUUUUUUUCCAUCAAAUACACAAAAUAUUCAGUGGAGUAAGAGGAGAAGGAUGGACCCCAAUAAAAGAAUGUAAACAAUCUAUUUUAGAUGUUAAUGGCUAGGGAGAGGGGAAGUGUGGAGGAGGAUGGAGAAAACAGAACGAGCAAUGUUUCAUACCAAAUACUGUUUGUUGAUUUAGACUGGAUUGUACAGAACCCAGUUGCAUGGGUUGGCACAGCAUAUGCGAAUGACUAAUGGCUUUCCAAAUCCAGAGAGAAAAAAGGGAGAGCUGCAUAUUCAGAAAAAUACUAGCAAGUCUCGUGGUUCUCAUCCUCAUUUACGACGAUUUUGCCUUCCCCUACAGAAAGGCUGAGUAUCUUGCCACUGGUUUAAAUUUUUCUUUCUGUAGAAGCAAACAGUCUGCACUCCACAAUUAACUAUGAAUCUACUCGCAGCAGAAGCAGUAAUUUUUGAAAAGAAAUUCUGGCAAACAGAAAUGAAGUUGAGUUAAAGCAGACCUUUCUAAUAAUCCAAAAAGAGAUCCCCUCUCAUGUUGACAGGCAGGGAGUGAUGCCUGUAUAUGUACAGUCACAUUUCUGCAAGCUCCUGAAUUCUUUGCAGAAAUCCAGACAAAGCUAAAAAUGUGUCUCAGUUUCAUAUCUCAUUCAUGUCUGAUUAAUCACUUGGGAAACAGGAAGCCUGCAGGAUUGGUCCAAUUUGAUACACUGCAAUUUUGGGAGGUAAAUGCAAGAGUAGCAUAAAACUUCCAACUGCUUCCUUGUAAAAUUGUCAAUGUUUAAAUGUAAAAUUGGGGCGACAGACACUAACUUUGCAGAGAAACUCUAUAAUGGCUUCUACAAGGACCUAUGUAUUUAUUAUGUAACUUACGGAAAUGUCUUCUGUUACUGUGAACACACACUUUGUAGUGCCAUAGGUGUAUGAGGCACUCCUCAGGCAAAUAUAAAGACUCUGUCAUACUGGGGGUUUAGUAAGUUAAUAUUCUUCUGCAUUGAUUAUUAUGGACACAUUAUGAAAAAGUAACAAUUGGACAAGUUUUGUGAAGUUACUAGACAAUAGUCUUCAUGCUUCUUAAAUAAAAUUAUGUUGAGAACACUCAAAACCAGCUAAUAUUUUUGAAUUAAGAACUAAACAUCCUUUGAAAAACUGCAGCAAACAGCUUAUUCCUUAAAACUUAAGAGAACUGGAUUUGGGGAGGAAAAGCGUGUGACAAAUUUGAAUCUGGUCACUUGUACAUGAGAAAAAAAUAAUGUAGGUGAGGAAAAACGGUAAGUGGAGGCCUGAAUUAAAGGCUAUAGACUAUCAUUAUGUUGAAGGAUAACGUGAGUUCUGCACAAUGAUCCAGUCUAGCUCCAUUCUUGUGGGAAUUCACAGUUUUAUAAGAUGACUCCACAUUCCUUUCUACUGUAUUUCACUCAUUCCAUAGGAUGUGUUUUAUACGUAGUUAAUCUAGGUUCGUAGAGAUCCCUGGCAGCAUUCUAACGAAGUCAAGCCUGUAUUUAUCGGUGCUACUGUUUCAGUCUGUCUAGACAAGGUGUAAUUGCUGUGUGUUGAUUUAAAUUAGAUUAUCUCCUUCGCAAUCAUAUUGAGUAAAUAUAUUUAUGGAAAAUACAGCACAAGCUGCAAGUGAAUGUACAUAUUUGGAUUGCCACCACUAGUCACUAAGGAUUUGUGGAUAUUUUCAUUCUUUGCACUCUCCUUUUACUUAAUUCACAGGAAGAUGGAUAAGAAGUCGGACUCUAUUCUGUGCUUCUUGAAAACUCCAUGUUCCUUUGGAAAUCAGAGCAUUUAACCACAUGUUCUGAAAACCCAAGUAAUGCAAGUCCAUUUUCUGUUGGAUAAGUAAAUGGAACACCUACAGCAUUCAUUAUCUUGUAUCUUAGUAUCCUGAAGUGGGUAUACUGAUUAUCCACGGUUAGUUGCAUAGAAGAAUUUUUAAGAAUAGGUAAUCUCAUCUUCAAAAGCAAGCCUCAGCGAGUUGAUAAGUUUUCAGGCUAUUGCAUUUUUUGGAAUUUGGAUACAGGACUCAAAGAAUUCGUAUGAAUAGCCUAUAAUUAUGUAAGUCUUACUUCGUUAUGAAUAUGCACGCAAUUAGUAUUUAAAGGACUGGACCUUGGAAAAAUAAUGUAUUUUCAAAUCUUAAGACAAAUCUGGCUGCAGAUUUAUUCAUCAUUAGUUUGUUCCUAAAAAUCUGUAUCAUCUUAUACUUAGGCUAUCUGAAAUUAAAAGAUUAAAUAGAAUUCUAACAGAGGAUUGGCACCAUCUAAAUGGGUAAUGUUCCUGCCAUUAAUCUCCCACACUUGAUCCAAGUGUACACUCAAUGUGACAUAGUUCAGGCACAACAGCGCACAAAAUUAAAGCAAGAUGAAACUACCAUUGCCCAAAAGGUCUACUGCUUCUUUUAAAUUAAGAAAUAAAUAGAUGUUGUAGAUUUGCAGUCUUCAUUUUUGUCCCCACUGGAAUGCAACUGGAAGGAGACUGGAAAUGCUAUUUUUGUAAGUGAAAAAUGCGAAGUCGAACUUCAAAAUACUCAAUAUUUAAAUAGCAUGAGUAAAAUGCAGAUACUCUCAUGCUAGUCAGUGAAUGAGAAUGUUACUGUGUUUUCAGUACAGAAGAUGAUCAUUGCUUAAUUUCAAUGUUGUUCUACUUAAGUUCUUUUGUCUCUAUUCACAGGAUACAUUCAUUAAAUUUGCUGUAUACUAAAAUCUUAUUCCUGACUUGAAUUACACUGAUUUUGCCUGUGCAUGGGUGGUAUUUUCUACACUUUGAAUAAUUCAAACUUGUUACUGUCACUAUUUAUUUAACUUAAAAUAAAGUAUGUUCUUAUAACUCA